CUUUCCAAAGAAUUUAUUUGGAGAAGUAAUUUUAUCGAGUAGACCCCAUUGAGUUAACUCUGAAAUUACUGAAUCGGUUCAUUUCACUAUUUGAGAGAAAAUUACCCGGUUUUCUCAACAUGACUUUCCUUCCCUUUAUUAAUGUAUCGAACAACAACUGGACACGGCUUAUACCAAUUCAAUUGUGCAGAGAGCCACUGUCCAGAAGCUGCGCGUGGCUUACUGGCUCCAUGCUGCAACCUCCAUCACAGGGUGAUAACUCAGGUGGAAUUUUUGCUGGAUUUGAACUCGAUUAUGCAUUUUUUCUAGAUUUCCAGUAUCAUAAAGGCUGUUUGCAACUUAAAGAAAGAUCAAAAGAUUAGGUAGAUUAUCAGCUUAAGAUGAAUCUCGUCUUGAUCCAAAGCAGAGCAAGAAAUGAAUCACCCUGGUGGCUUCAAAUUCAAGAAUAUACUUUUAUAUCUUGAAAGAUGCAUCGAUUACUAUUAGUAACAGUUGAUACAUCAAGCAUCCAUUAUAGAUAUAGUUUUCUUUUCUUUUGAAACGAUUACAAGCAACAGUUAUUAUGCAGUGAGCACUACUUAAUGCCCUAAUUAUACAAUUUGUACUCAUGAUCAAACUGCAACACCAAAUACAAGUAUAACCAAAAUUCUCAAAGCAAACAACAAAAAUUUCAUGGUACCUCUACAACAUGUUUCAUAAUUCUUCCGCAUUUAGUAGACAUUAAAAAAAAUACUUUAAUUAAUUAAACUUGAAUUUAAUUUAAUCGACUAACUAAAAUGAAUGAAUUAUUACUUUUCUUUUGGGGGACAUAUCAUUAUUGAACAUUGAGUUUACAGGUGUGUGAUAGCGAAGAGUGUAACUAGAAAAAGACUAUAUCUGUCAUGUAGUGGCUUUACACAAUAUUAAGACAUAAAUUUUUAUUUUUUUAAAGCAAAGACUUCCAAUUUGGAAAAAGUCUUUGUUUUUUAUUUAAUAAAUAAAAAACUUCUCACUUUGUGACAUCAAAUGAAUAAAGACUUUAUUUGUCUGUUUCAAUUUUGAAAAAUUAAAAUGCAGAGAAGCUACAAAUUUGAUGAAGCCUUCCUCUUUUCUUCUUCUUAUAAAUUUGACGAAGUCGUCGUCUUGUUAACUUGAAAGUUGCAGGUUGCAAGUUGUAACCGACAAAAAAUCAAUAUAAAAUUUAGGGGAAACAUGAAUAUUACACAUGAUUACUUUUACCUUCACUCUAGAAGGAUUUGUGAGUAUAUAAACAAAAAACGAGUUUUGAGAAAUGUAAGACAAUAUAUACAGCAUUAGAUGGAGUCAAUCGAGGUGGGUGGCACAAGGAAGGAAACUUACCUGCUGAUUCGACGAAAAUAGAGUUGGCAGUCACCACACAACCAAGGCAUAAGUUGUCUUGCCAAAAAGAAUCUAUUCUUCCAGUUUGCCAUUGAUAAUCUGAUCUAUUCCGAGAGAUGAUCACUGAAGCAUCUGCCUCCUAUCUUUACAACAAAAUUGAUAACUUUGUGGCUGCAGAAGUGAAACUGCGGGGGAGCCUAGAUCAAAGAAUCAACGAGUUGACGAGUGAACAUGAGUUGAUCACAGAAGUUCUCAAAGGUGCAGAUGCCCUCAAAGAGCCGGAUAACCAAUUUCGGGUGUGGAUUAAGCAGCUUCGCAACAUAUAUCAUGACAUUGGGAGUGUUGUUGGUAUGUAUACAUACAGAAAAACUGAAAAAAAUGCUACCCCAUGGUACACUGGAUUACCAAAGAUGAGGUCUCAUGACAUCUCCGAUAAAAUAGAUGACAUUGAGAAAAGGCUCAAAAGCAUCAAAGAGAAGAAGGAGAGAUACUCGGUCUCUUCAACUUCAACUUCAACUUCAACUUCGGCUGAGCAUCAAGCAGGAAUUGCUCCUCUGUACACCCCUGAAACAGAGAUUGUGGGCAUUGAGGAACCAAGGAAAAAGCUGGUCUACUGGGUACAUGGUUUUGAACAAGCGUACAGAACCAUGUUCGUGGUGGGAAUGAGUGGAUCUGGCAAGACAGCACUUGUCAAAGUGGUGUAUGAACAGCUCAAGGCAGACUUUGAUUGCCAUGUUUGGCUCACUGCAUCCAUGUUUGAGAAGAUGGAAGAUCUCCUGUCAACCAUGUACAACAAAUUAAGCAACCCAGCAGGAGUAGGUCAGUCUUCCUCGACUUCUUCUCAGGAUCUUAUUGGCAUGUUGAAAAAUUAUCUGAUAGACAAAAGGUACCUAAUAGUUCUUGAUAAUUGGAAUAGAAAUGAUUGGAGAUCUGUUAGAUAUGCGUUCCAGAAUUGUAACAACAGUAGAGUGAUAAUCACUACAACAAGAGGAGAUAUAGCUUCUUUAUGUAGAGAUACAUCUACUGAUGAUAUCUAUAAAAUUCCACCUUUGCCUUUGGAUAAGGCUGAAGAACUCUUCUGCAGAGAAGCUUUCCCCGAAAGUGGCAUGUAUCCUUUGGAACCACACCUGCGUGAGGUAUCUGAAAGGCUCUUGAUAAAAUGUGAAGGACUGCCACUUGGAAUAGUCGAAAUGGGGAAGCAUUUAUCCCGCAAAGAGAGAAGAGAGUCGAUAUUCAAACAAGUGGAGAGUAGUCUACAAGAUGAGUUCGAGCGAGAAUUGUCAAGCAUCCAACAAGUACUGCUAUCUGGUUAUAAUGACUUGCCGUACCAUCUCAAAUGCUGCUUUCUGUACAUGGGCAUGUUUCCAGAGGAUCAACAAGUGAACCGUAGGAUGUUGAUUAGGCUGUGGAUAGCAGAAGAUUUCAUAGAAAAACGGAAUCAAACUGAACCAGAAGAUAUCGGAGAAGGGUACCUAAAAGAGCUCAUGGAGAGGAACUUAGUAGAGGCCAGUGAAAUGGAGUUUGAUGGAAGACCACGAACCUGCCGACUCCAUAACUUUAUGCAUAAGAUUGUUCUCUCUAAAGCAAAGGAUGAGCAAUUUUGCCUAGUCACAGGUGAAGGUAAUAUUUCUGAAAAGGUGCAGAGAAUAUCAAUACAGAGCAGUGAAUUGAACAUACAAGAUGAAGGCAUGUAUCACAUCCGUACCUUCUUCUCAGCAAGCUUAGGAAGGAAGAUUCCACGAGGCAUCAUUCCCAGAAUGAUUCUUCUGAAAAUUCUGCAUUUGGAUAAUGCGAUUUUGGAUGCACUUCCUAAAGGAAUUAAGGAGCUUUUACUAUUGAAGUAUUUGUCUCUACGUAACACAAAUAUCAAGCAGCUCCCCAUAAGCACAGGGCGGUUGAAACUCCUUGAAACCUUGAAUCUGAAGCAAACAUUAGUGACAAGCUUGCCAAAAUCACUGCUUGAUCUUCAGAAACUCCGGCACUUGCUUGUUGGUCGCAAAAGCUUUGCUUACCGCGAGGCUUUUGAUGCAGUUCAUGGUGUCAUGGUACAUGAAGAAAUAGGUUCAUUAACCAACCUGCAGAAUCUAUCAUUUGUGAGAGCAGAUGGGGAUCACAAACUGAUUUUGGGGUUACAAAAUCUGAAAAAGCUCAGGAAGCUAGGGAUUGUUGAUUUACCAAGCAGCAGUGGAUCAAUUCUGUGUAAAACAAUCCAAAUGCUAACGAGUCUCCGUUCCUUGAGUAUGAAAUCAUCAAAGAUGGGUGAAAUUCUGAGCAUUAAAGAAAUCAAUAAACCUCCCCAACUCCAGCGUUUGUAUUUGUGGGGGAGCUUGGAGAGGAUGCCUUCAUGGAUCGCAAAGCUCGACGACCUGGUUAGAAUACGGCUCAAGUGGUCUAGGCUGCCAGCUUCCGACAAUCCAAUAACAAUCCUUGGGAAGCUUAACAAUCUUCUGGAGCUCCAGUUGCUUGAUGCCUACACUGGAAACAUGUUAGAAUUUUGUGGUGGAACAUUUUUGAAGCUCAAGAUACUGGAGUUAAAUCAAAUGGAACAGCUUCAAAUGAUCAAGACAGGCAAGGGAGCAUUACCUGGCCUCCAGAAACUCUCCAUAAUCCUAUGUCCGAAGCUGAGAGAUCCAAUUGGCAUCGCCAACAUCCCUCAACUCAAAGAGCUUCAUUUCAGAGAGAUGCCUCAAGAUUAUGUGAAACCUCUACUGAGAAGUGGUCCACUGCACCACUUUGUCAGGCAUGUAAGGAUAAGACAGGACUAAGGAAGAAAAGGUACGUGUAUUCUACAACCACUGGACUGGAAGUGACCUAUGAAUAUACACUGUUCUUAGCAUGAUUUAGGACUAUUCUAUAUUGUUUGUUCAUUAUAAUUGUUCUAUCUAUCUUGUGGCUUAAGUUCAUAUCUAUUGUAUUGUGGAUUUUGUGAAGGUUGAUUUGUUUUACUUCAUUAUUGAACUCAAUGUACUCAAUGUUAUGUAAAAUUAGUGUAUUUCAUUACCCUUUGCCCCUUAUACUAUUUUUCUUAUUGAUGGAGUUCAUUGAUUAUUUAGUUGCACAUUAACCUUUGUGAUAUACUCCUUAUACUAUCAUACUCUCUCACUAAAAAGGUAAAACCAAAAACAGAAACACCAUCGUAUACACACAAACAAUAAUUGUUAUUUUGUCUCUCAGUUAUAAACAAAUAUUGACCUGAAACCUACAAUCUCCACUUCUAGUUUGUGAAUUGUGAUCUACUUAUGCAGAAAAUUGAUGUGCUGAAAUUGUGUUAAUUUACAUUUUAUGCUGCAAACAGAAUCAGAACAAUAAUUUAUAGUUCAGCAUUACAUGGAGAAGAAACAAACACACGAAAUUUACAUCAGAAGAUCAUAA
This is a messenger RNA of Salvia splendens (bonfire salvia), 4710 nucleotides long. RefSeq names its product disease resistance protein RPM1-like. Gene Ontology annotation, biological process: defense response to other organism. The transcript has a single exon. The record is from RefSeq and is a predicted model, not a curated record. NCBI's taxonomy places the organism in Eukaryota, Viridiplantae, Streptophyta, Magnoliopsida, Lamiales, Lamiaceae. Gene Ontology annotation, molecular function: ADP binding. Bases 1455 to 4103 code for a protein of 882 amino acids.